Molecule: messenger RNA, 1342 nt
Organism: Neocloeon triangulifer
Lineage: Eukaryota; Metazoa; Arthropoda; Insecta; Ephemeroptera; Baetidae
Product: peroxisomal sarcosine oxidase-like
Exons: 7
Coding region: 125-1309 (394 amino acids)
Cellular component (GO): peroxisome
Molecular function (GO): L-pipecolate oxidase activity; flavin adenine dinucleotide binding; sarcosine oxidase activity
Source: RefSeq, a predicted model, not a curated record
AAAAGGAGAACAAGACUAAGAGAUUCUACUUAAAUAUGCGCGUCAUUAUUUGGGUGCCCACUCAUCAGACGAGUUUCACGUCAAAUAUAUAAAAAAUUAUAAACAGUAUUCUCGGUAUUUUCCAAUGGAUCGCUUCGACUAUGUAGUAGUUGGCGCAGGAAUUGAGGGCUCGUGGACAGCAUACCAAUUAAUAAGGGCGAAAAGUAAACCUUCAGUUUUGCUGCUUGAUCAAUUCACUUUGCCUCACAACCGCGGCAGCUCGCACGGGCAGUCGCGAAUCAUCAGACACGCGUACGCCGAAAGUUUCCACGCGGCUAUGAUGCCACCCUCUUACGAAGAAUGGUUCCAACUUGAAAAAGACUCCGGAGAGCAUCUUUUUGUGCAGAAGCCAUUGCUCUGCGUGGCUGAUGAAACGGGAUUUGACGUUUUAGGAAAAACAAUCGCGUCUCUAAAAUUGGAGCAGAAGAAACCGGGGAGCAAAAUUUCCUUCAAGGAACUCACCCCUGAAGAAUUAGCGAGGGAAUUCCCGCAAGCGAUCUUCCCCAAAGAUCGGCGCGCCUUUGUUGAAUACAGCGCUGGGAUUUUGUUCGCCGACAAGUGUUUGCUGGCCGUUCAGAGCCAAUUCAAAAAGCUCGGCGGCGUUUUGCGGGACGGAUUUGCAGUGACAAAAAUCGAGCCAGGAAGAAUCGUGAAAAUCAAUGGAAGCUUCAGAGGCAAAGAAGUGACGGUGGCCGCGGAUAAAGUGGCGCUUUGCCCUGGGCCGUGGGCCAAGAAAAUGAUCGAGCCGCUUUUGCGCAACCAAAGCCUCCCUGUUAAAGCUUUCCGCGUUCCGGUGUUUUAUUGGAAAAUAAAGGAAAACGGCUGCGGCGCGAUUGACGUCAUUUACAAGGACCGCGGAGUCGGAGACUUUUGGAGCAUCCCCGAAAUCGAAUACAAAAAUAUGGUGAAAUACAGCAGCAAUGUCAUUUUGUUCGAAAUCGACCCAGACGAGCGUGAUUUGCGAGCGGAUCAAUCUGUGCCACCAGAACUCGCCGAACAUCUCAGAAAUCACUUCCCAGGAAUUGAAGAGACGCCCUCCAUCACCGAGACGUGCAUUUAUACGAUGACACCUGACGAGAUCAGCAUCAUUGACGUGAUUCCUGGCAGUGAUAAUAUUGCUUAUGCAUGCGGAUUUUCAGGAAGUGGAUUUAAAAAAGCGCCGAGUGUGGGAUUGAUGCUUCAGCAACUUUUGAAUCCUGCUGAUAAAAAAAUAUUUGACAUGGCACCGUUUUCCUUGUCUCGGUUUUCAAUAAACAAGAAUAAACUUUAACCAUUCACCUUCAGUUUACAAAUAAAUAAACGA